This is a messenger RNA of Melopsittacus undulatus (budgerigar), 2196 nucleotides long. It is a transcript of the gene MEPE, whose product is annotated as matrix extracellular phosphoglycoprotein. The coding region runs from base 1 to 2196 and encodes 731 amino acids. NCBI's taxonomy places the organism in Eukaryota, Metazoa, Chordata, Aves, Psittaciformes, Psittaculidae. The record is from RefSeq and is a predicted model, not a curated record. Gene Ontology annotation, biological process: biomineral tissue development. The transcript has 4 exons. Gene Ontology annotation, molecular function: extracellular matrix protein binding. Gene Ontology annotation, cellular component: extracellular matrix.
AUGCAAACAGCCCUUGUGUGCCUGUGCCUGUGCCUGCUCAGCACGUCUCUCUCGAUACCUGUACCACCGCCACCAUCUGGGAGAGCUGCUGGGAACUGUGCAGGACAGCACCGGAUACUGCUGAAAGGCUGCAAUGCCAAGCAUGGCUUCUACGUCUUCAAAUACGUCUACUCGUUUUCAACGCGGAGGAACCAGACACAGAUAAAGAAGGAAGAAGCCGACAGCCAGAGUGCCAUCCCGGGCCGUCAGCUGGGUGAGGAUGAUGCCAGGCAGGGGCUGACGGAUGACGGGACAGCCCCAGAGCAUGGUGGCAACGGCAUCAUGGUUGUGAUAGAGAACGGGACCAGCCCCAGGCCUGGAAACCGCAGCACUGCAGGCACUGGCAGGGAUGCUCACAGACCUCGCCCGGGCACUGGCACACGAGCACGCGGUGGUGUCGGCAUCGCAGGUCCCACCCCAGCCAGCUCAGAGGGCAGCGGUGACCUGGAUUUGGUGCUUGAAGUUGAUGGUGGUGUUUCUAUUGUCCCCCAGGAGGGUGGACACUCCGGUGAGGCUGUGGCAGGGAACAGGUCCAGUGUCAGGAGUGAGGACAGGGAUGUUGGUGCUCCUGCGGGUGUUCCAGUGGAGGGGGCCAUGACAGCUGGCAGGGAGAGGGCCCCUGUCACAGGAGGGGCUGUGGAUGAGGGCAGCGGUGAGGCCAUCAUCCCUGUCCAAGGGCAGGAGGGUGCCAUUCAGGGCCCAGGGACAGGAGGAGCUGCUCUUGCUUCUGUCACUGAGAAGAUGGAGGACGUCCAAAUUGAUGCCAAAGGUGUGGAUGAAUAUGCUUACAUCCCUGACUCGAGCAGCAUCACCAUCACUCAUGGGAAGGUAGGCAGCACACCAAGGACCACCAGCUUCACCCAGAUCUCUCCAGACAAGGAUGACGAGGUCAACAUCUUCAUUGGGAGGGCCAAUAUCCAUGUGGGAGAGCAAGAAACCACCCACGCCGGUGCCACUGUUGGCAGGGAGGACAAUGGCAUCCACACUGCAGCAACCAGAAGCCCCCUGCCCAGGCUGGGUGUCACUGUGGCACAUGAUGGCAAUGAUGAUGAUGGCAUCCCUUCUCACAGGCAGCCUGAAGGACUGACCACCACAGCCACCCCAAGCCAUGGGUACAGCAUCACCAGCAGCCCCAGGUAUGGGCGUCCUACAGGAGACGAUGAGGAUGGUGCCACCACCAUUGGUGUUGGAGAAGGAUCAGUGACCCCCGGCCCCUUGGGGUUUGCUGGUGGUGACGUUACUGUCCCUGCGGGUGCUGGCAUCCAUAGGAAUGAUGAUGAUGAUGGGAGAGAUGGGGGGCAGAGGUCUGAUGGGAGGCCAGGCCUCCUGGUUGUCACCACCCCACAGCCAGAGGGCAACAAGGAAGCUGAUGGCACCAUCCAAGCUGAGGGAGCUGGCAUCCGCCUGGGCACCACCGUGGCCUCCCCUGGGGUGAGCGAGAAGGACUGCACCACCGCCCUGGAGACGGCUGGUGGCAGUGAGGCAGGGGAGAGCACCGCAGCAGGGCGAGAGGGGAGCAGGGAAGUGGGGUCAGCCACCCCACAGCCCCGCAGGGAGGGACAGCCCGGGGCAGGGGUGAAGGUCUGGCCGGGGGGGGCAGGGCUGGACAAGACCCCCAGGACGGACAAGGCACCAUCCUCACGCGGCAAAGCUGGUGGCCAGGCACUGAGCAGGACCCAGCUGAGGGCUGGCAGCCAUGGCAGUGAUGACGGGGACAGGACACGUCCCACUGCAGAGAGGGGCAGCGCCGCUCUGCCGGCAGGGCAAGGCAAGGGCAGUGUGGCAGCAGGAGGCCAGCAGAGAGAGAAGGGUGUGAAGGCAGGAUCGGCGGCGGCGGGCGCCGGGGCAGGCCGCCUGCCCGUGCGCCAUGGCAGGAGGCUGGGGGCCGGGGCGCCGGGCACGUUCGCAGCGCUGGGCCGCAGCAGGCAGCUGGACCAGAUGAAGCGUGCCGACGAGCUCCAUGUCCGCGAGCAGGCCUUCUAUGCCCUUGGCGGGGCGGGGGGCGGUCCCCACGGCCCCUACGCCAGCCUGGGGAGUGCUGACAGCAGCCAGUCCUCCGAGGGGGAGCGGGGCAGCCGCAGCGACAGCCGGCAGGCGGGGCUGCAGCCCGCAGAGUGGGGAGCUCCCCAUGACCAUUGGAGCCGGGGGACCCUCUGA